AUGUCAAAGGUUACACAGGGCACGACCCUCGUCGACGCGCUCAUCCACUCCUUCCUCUUCGGCUUCGUCGUCUCGCAGGCGCUCAAGUAUGGGAGCGACUAUGGGCGGGACUCGUGGAAGAAGCGCGCACUCGUGGGGAUCGUGGUCGCGUUUUCGGUUGGACAGACCAUCCUUCAAUACUACAAGGCGUGGUACAUCCUCAUCGACGCGCAUCCGACAUGGGGCACCAGCGGCUUGACCUGGCUCGACUUUACCCUGAACGGCGUCAUCUGCUCGAUCUGCCAGGGCUUCUACAUCAGACGAUGCUGGAAAUUGACACAAAGGAACCCUUGGGUGUUGUACCCUCUUGCUACUAUACAUGCGCUGGCGGCGAUCGCAUGGAUUGGGCUGGUUAUCAGCAUGCAGUUGCGGUAUAGCGCGACAAGUGACUCCGCUGCGAUGGCCCUGUCCGAAAUUAGCAAGGUAUCCUUCGCGACAUGGACACUGGGCAGCUUGGUCCUCGACAGCGCUGCUGCCUUCACUAUCACGCACCGACUGUACACAUCCAGAGCUGGAAAUAAGGGCUCCGAUUCAGUCGUGAAGGAUGUUAUCGCCGUCACCUGGGAAGCGGCCAUUCUUCCUGCAGGGUGCAUGUUCAUCGCGGUCGUGCUUUACAACCAGCCGAAUCCGCGUAACUUGCCUGUCCUGCUGUUCGCUCUGAUCUGCGGAAAGCUGUACGCCAUAGGUCUCUUACGGACCCUAAACGCGCGAGACAAGCUCCGGGCACGGAUGAAGAGUCAGGACCUUGGACGGGUUUCCUUGGGUAAUUGGGAUUGGGCGAGCGCGUCCAUCAUGCCCCCCAUCGAACGACAGCCGUCCUUCGUGAGCCCGAAUGCUACGCUCGUCCAUAGUACGCCAGCCGACACGAGCUGCAAGCGCUCGAUCUCGUCGCCUGCCGGUGGCUGGGCCGACCUCGAGAAGUCCUCUGCAGCCAGCAGUCCGACCAUCGUCGCCAGGAGCCCGGCUGUGCACUUCGCUACCGCCAUAGCAAACACGGGAGCUGGCGAUGCUCGGAUGCGCAGCCAUACAUCGCUACUGCAACGAGACGCGUCACUGCUUCGGAAUGCAUCGCUGUCCCGAUGCAGUAGCUGCGGCUCUGACGUGGGCAGGCAUUCAGAGAAGGGCCUCGGCGUGCCGGUAAGGAAGUCUUCCACGCUGAGCACGAGCGCCAUGAUAUUGCCAGCAGCGGCCGAGAAGCGGCUGCUCGAGAAGGGGGAGGACGGCCUUCCCCAGCACAAUGUCGCCGUCCAGCGGCAGCAGAGGCGCUCCAAGCGUGUCUUGAUGCACCUCAAGCUGUUCACGGUCGUGCUUACGUGCUUACUUAUCUACACGGCGACGAAGAGGCCUCCGCACAAGCCGUUUGAUGCAAAGAGGGUCCGUCCGCGGCUGACUCUGGAGGAGCGCGAGCAGAUCUUCCUCUCCGUACCCAACAACGAGAGCGCCCUCGAGGCCUCGCGCGCCUACGCGACGCACCCCCAUCUCGCCGGCGCCCCCGAGGACUUCGAGGACGCGAAGGUCAUCCUCGAGCUCUUCCAGACCGAGUUCGGCAUCCACGCGCCCCACGACGAGCCCAUCUUCCCCGCGGGCACGCGCGCCUCGCAGCUGUCGACGCGCCUACUCACCUCGAAGCUGGGCCCGCGCCACCCGACGGCGUGGAUCGAUGUGUACUACCCCGUGAUGAACACGCCGCUGGACCGCAGUCUGGAGAUCCUGGGUGACGACGGUGAAGUGGAGUGGGCGGCGGAUUUGGUGGAGGAUGGGGAUCCGCUAGACCCGGAGGCGGCUAAGUAUAGGGAUGCAGUUCCUACUUGGCACGGGCUGAGCAAGGACGGCGAGGCGACUGGCCAGGUUAUCUUUGCUGAGUAUGGCAGGCAGGAAGACUACAAAGCCCUCGUCAAGAAAGGCGUCGACUUCACCGGCAAGAUCGUCCUGACCCGCUACGGGGGCAUCUUCCGCGGUCUCAAGAUCAAGGGUGCCCAGGAGCUCGGCGCAGCAGCUGUCCUCAUCUAUGACGACCCGCGCGACGAUGGCUACGUGACGGCCGAGAACGGCUACGAGGUCUAUCCGGCCGGCCCUGCGCGCAACCCCUCUUCGGUGCAGCGCGGCAGCGUUCAAUACCUUUCGGCCUAUCCAGGUGACCCGACGACGCCUGGAUAUCCUGCGUACGAGGAUGCCGAGCGUACGGAGGGGGAGAACAUUCCGAAGAUCCCCUCCCUACCGAUCUCGUAUAACAACGCGAAGAAGCUCAUUGAGGAGAUCGGUGAGAUCUACGCCGAGGAGGAUGGCGUGAAGUCCCUCUCUGGAAAGGCCAGCGAGAAGAAGAUCAAGUUGGUCAACCAUGUCGACACCAAGGUCACGCCCAUCUGGAACACCAUGGCUGCUAUCCCUGGUCACUCGCGUGACGAGGUGGUCAUCAUUGGGUGCCAUCGGGAUGCUUGGGUCAUGGGCGCCGCCGACCCCACCAGCGGCACUGUCUCUCUGCACGAGGUGAUCAAGGGCUUCGGCGAGCUCUACCGCCAGGGCUGGCGGCCCCUGCGCACGCUGCUCUUUGCGAGCUGGGAUGCAGAGGAGUACGGCCUCAUCGGCUCGACCGAGUACGGCGAGGACUUUGCGGACUGGCUCGCCAAGUACGCCGUUGCCUACAUCAACGUCGACGUAUCGGUCGCUGGCUCGAAAUGGCGGGCGAGUGGGUCACCGUCGCUGGCGCAUCUUAUCACGAAGACGGCGAAAGAUGUAGAGUAUAAUGGCUCUAGCCUCUGGGACGCCCGCAAGGCCGUUGGUCCCUAUGGUGGUCCUGAGGAGCUCCUCGCCCCCGAGUUCAUCGCGGCAACCAAGGAGAACAAGCUCAAGGCGUCGAAGACGGAGAUCGGCCCCCUCGGUAGCGGCAGUGACUACACUGUUUUCUUGCAGAGGCUUGGGAUUGCGGCCACUGAUCAGGGCUUCGGGAAUGCGGAUGGCACGGAUGCACCGUAUCACUAUCAUUCCAUUUACGACUCCCAGCGCUGGCAGGAGCUCUAUGCCGACCCGGGCUUCCACCGCCACGUCGCUGUAGCGAAGCACCUUGGACUGCUUACUCUGCGCAUCGUGGAUAGCAUUGCGCUGCCCCUCAACGUUACGCAGUACGCGUACCAGCUUGAUGACUACCUUGAGAGCGUCCGUGCCCUCCUCCCCACCUCCCAGGUUUCCGCCGACCUCAAGGAGUUCGCCGAGCUUGGCGCCGCCAUCGCCAAGCUCCAGGAAGCUAGCGCCGCCCUCGACAAGGAUAAGUAUGAGGCGGAGAAGGCAUUCUUGGAUGCGCUGAAGAAGCUCCCGCCGUUCCCUCCCACGUCGAAGUGCGCGAAGAAGCGGAACAGCUUCCUUGGGAAGGCGGCGAUGUGGGUGAAGAGCGUGUUUGGGGUGCCGCCGCCGGAUGUGGAGGCGGAGCGGGAUUGGGUGGCGUGGGUUUAUCGGCAGUUGGAGAGGGUGGAGGAGCGAGGCGAGCAGCUCGAGCAGGUUCACCCAGAGUACAAGAGCGAGCAGGUCGACAAGCUCGAGAACCACCCCCACCACGAGCACGACCACCAUCGCGAGCAUCAUCACCAUGAUGACCAGCACCACCCCAAGCUCCCGCACUUCCCUCUGCGCGAGUUCCUCAAGGCGGCCAGGCGCGUGCAGGCUGCGAACCACAAGGUGCGCUCGUUCGAGCGUGGAUUUAUCUCCGAGGAGGGGAUCCCCGAGCGCGAGUGGUACCGCCAUCUUGGCGUGGCGCCGGGCAAGUGGUUAGGGUACGGCGCGACUACCUUCCCCGCGCUCACUGAGGCGAUCACCUUCGAAGAGGAUGAGGAACGGGCCGCGUAUGAGGCGGCGCGCUUAACACAAAAGCUGCUUGAGCUUGCGGAUGAUAUUGCGGUGUAA
Messenger RNA from Schizophyllum commune H4-8, 3933 nucleotides. RefSeq lists its product as uncharacterized. The record is from RefSeq and is a predicted model, not a curated record. The transcript is spliced from 23 exons. Gene Ontology annotation, molecular function: carboxypeptidase activity. Lineage: Eukaryota; Fungi; Basidiomycota; Agaricomycetes; Agaricales; Schizophyllaceae. Bases 1 to 3933 code for a protein of 1310 amino acids.